AUGAACGAUGCGGGUUUUGCUGCUGUUCCUGCUGCUGCUGCUGCUGCUGCUGCUGCUGCUGUUGCUGCUGCUGCUGCAGAGAAUGGAACGCAGGGAUUGCUGCCUUCGAGUCGCAAUUUGCUGCUGCAGCUGCGUGGCGGUUUGUCUGUUCAAGUGCAGGCCAUGAACGGGAAGCUAAUAACAGUGGAGGAUGUAAACCCUUCUUCUACUGUGCGAGAGCUGAAGCAGCUGCUGCAGCAGCGAGAAGGCCUAAGCCCUGAGGAGCAGCGCCUAAUUGUAGGCGGGAGACACAUGAAAGAUGAAGACACUCUAGCCUCCUACAACCUCUCCUUUAAGUCGCAGCCUGCUGUAUAG
Eimeria acervulina is the source of this 354-nucleotide messenger RNA. RefSeq lists its product as hypothetical. Gene Ontology annotation, biological process: protein ubiquitination; modification-dependent protein catabolic process. Bases 1 to 354 code for a protein of 117 amino acids. The record is from RefSeq and is a predicted model, not a curated record. The transcript is spliced from 4 exons. Lineage: Eukaryota; Apicomplexa; Conoidasida; Eucoccidiorida; Eimeriidae. Gene Ontology annotation, cellular component: cytoplasm; nucleus. Gene Ontology annotation, molecular function: ubiquitin protein ligase binding; protein tag activity.